GGCAGAGAGACGGUAUUUGGGUCUACUCACCACUGACUUUCAGCGCAGCACACAGUUCCGGCGCCGUAUACGUAUUGUUAAACACGACAAAAGGACACCCGAUGCGCGCGGCGCCCAACAGGGUCUCAAUGUACUCGUAGCGAUUGCCCGCCAUGAUGCCGACGCAAUCGCCGUGUUUCAGGCCGGCUUCCAGCAUGGCUUUCGCCAGCAGUUUGCUCCGCUCCGCUAGAUGCUGGAAGGUCAUGUUGUGGUUCUGCCAGGAGAAGACGCAUGCGACUCGGCUGCCAUUUUUGCUGGCUUGUUCGUCGAUCAACUCGCGCAGUGUUUGGGUUGAUAGAGGUGGUGUUUUGGGCCCGUGUAAUAAUGACAGUGAUGCCGAAGUCGAACUUGGUUUCGACGUGUUGCUGCUGGAACUGGUGGCCAUUUUGACGGUAAAGAGAGCGACCACGAUAUGAUAUCAAGAGACAAACGACAAAAAGAAAGUCCUGGACCGACCCCGGGCACAAGGAUCAACGACGGUGGGCGAGGGCGUCCGAGUCACACUGGCACACACACAAGCCUGCGACGACAACAAGAAUUAUCUUUUUGUUUCUAGACGCCCUGCAGGAUCAAGGCUGGCGUAUGAGCUUCAAGGUUCCCCGGCCUUCCCUCAGCUUGGCCCUGAAGUGGAAUCGAGGUGCCAGUAGUUGUGGCCGAUGCACCACUGAAGUUGGGACGAGGAGUGGUCGAUCGGCCCCGGGCCGGGCUGGUGAAGUGGGCCGCGCGGGUUUCGAACACUCAAAAGUUCUGGGGACGGUUACCAGGACCAGGACCAGUCGCCCCGCCUGGGGUCCGUUCCCUGCCAGCGUCACUUCAGUUCCGCUCAGCCUCGGAGCUUGGGUCCUCGCCAUUUUUCCUGUACAACUUGAACAUUGUAUGGCGCUAAGGACACCAGCGACCUUGGACAGCCGCAUUACUACAACACAGAUAUCUGCCGAUAGACUGCUGGGAGCGCUGUGUUGUCAAAGUGAAGAGGCCACCGCUUACUCUGGAGGGCUGGAGUUGUUUUUGUCGUCUUGAUUCCCUUAUCCUUCCAUCUUGUUGUCAGCCAUAAUGACGACCAUCGACGCGUUUCCGGCCAUCGAGUCCAAACCCAACAGUCUCGACGCUCAAAGCAAGGCCAACCGCGAUGCCUGGGCGCCGGUUCUGGAACAGUACGAGAAGAAUCUGCAAGCGACGACGUCCGAAGGGACUGAGAUUUCCCUGAAGCGUCAUCAAGCACGGGGCCAACUGCUGGCUCGCGACCGGAUCAGCUUGUUGUUGGAUCCCGACACCCCGUUUCUCGAAUUAUGUUCUUUCGCCGGCUUCGGCUUGAAAGAUUCAAGUCCAUGUGCGAGUCUCAUCGCGGGGAUAGGGAGCGUCUGCGGGAGAUUGUGCCUGAUUCGAUCGCACGUCCCGUCGCAGAGCGGAGGUGCCUGGAAUGAAUAUACAGUGUUGAAACAAAACCGAGUGACCGAAAUUGCCAACGAGAAUAAUUUACCCAUAAUCGCCCUGAUCCAAUCAGCCGGCGUAUUUCUCCCUCAGCAAUUCAAAGUGUUCCAUAAAGGAGGCCAAUUAUUCCGCGACCUGGCACUGCGCAGCCGAAAUGGCAAACCGACGUGUUCGGUCGUGUUCGGCUCGUCAACGGCAGGGGGCGCAUAUGACCCGGCCCUGUCGGAUUAUACCAUCUUUGUCAAGGAUCAGGCGCAAGUGUUUCUGGGAGGACCGCCGCUGGUCAAGAUGGCAACAGGCGAAGUUAUCGAUGCUGAGUCAUUGGGCGGUGCAUCGAUUCAUGGUUCAGUCACUGGGUUGGCGGACCAAAUUGCCAUGGACGAAUUCGACGCAGUCCGCAAAGCCCGAGACUGGGUCCUAACCCUCGACGACUCAACGCUCCUCCUACCACGCCAAAUCUCACCUCCUCUAUCACCUCGAUACCCAGCCGAAGAGAUUCUAUCACUAGUCAACCCAGACAUCCGCAAACCAUUCGACAUGCGCGAAGUUUUGCUCCGGAUCGUCGACGACUCACGCCUGUUGUUUUUCAAGCCCGAGUACGGCCGCAAUUUGUUGACGGCAUUCACGCGUAUCCAGGGGAUCCCGACAGCAAUCAUCGCGAACCAAACACCGGUGAUCCACGCGGACGAGGCAUCCAAGGGCGCCCAAUUCAUCCGACUAUGCAACCAGCAACGAACACCGAUUGUUUUCCUCCACAACGUGACCGGGUUCAUGGUCGGAUCGAAAGCCGAACACUCGGCCAUUAUCAAGAAGGGCGCCCAGUUCGUGUCCGCAGUCAGCUGCUCGACGGUGCCGCACAUCUCGGUGAUUCUGGGCGCCUCGUACGGCGCGGGCAACUACGCCAUGUGUGGUCGUGCCUAUAGGCCAAGAUUCCUGUUUACUUGGCCCAUUGGUCGAUGCAGCGUCAUGGGUCCCGAUCAGUUGUCUGGUGUUAUGAGGACUGUCGAGACGAACAGUGCAAAGGCAAAAGGUGUCAAAUUGGACCCCAAGGAUAUUGAUGCAAGAGUCAACAAGUUCAGGGAUGGUGUCCAGAGAGAUAGCGAGUGUUAUCGAACGAGUUCGGUCUUGUUGGAUGAUGGGAUCAUUGAUCCCCGUGAUACGAGGGAUGUGCUGGGCAUGUGUUUGGAGAUUGUGAAUAAUGCUCCGAUUGAGGGGGCUGAGGCGCAUCGGGCUUUGGCGAGGAUGUAGUGUGGUUAUCGUAUAAGUAUCUACCUACGUACGUAUAUACAUGUAUACGAUCAUUGUUGUCACCAUGGG
Exophiala dermatitidis NIH/UT8656 is the source of this 2787-nucleotide messenger RNA. RefSeq names its product propionyl-CoA carboxylase beta chain. Gene Ontology annotation, molecular function: ligase activity. Lineage: Eukaryota; Fungi; Ascomycota; Eurotiomycetes; Chaetothyriales; Herpotrichiellaceae. The transcript is spliced from 6 exons. The coding region runs from base 1093 to 2718 and encodes 541 amino acids. The record is from RefSeq and is a predicted model, not a curated record.